UGAUUCUAGCUAAAGCAUUAAUCGCACGUAGAAGGCCCCAGGGGCACGUCAACGAUGGAAAACCGUCGCUAGAUAAGAUUACAAGUAUUAUUCGACUGAAAGCCAGCGUAUACGCUGUUUCUGAAAUUAAAUACCGGGAAAAAUCCAAUCCCUAAGAAAUGUCCGGUUUUGACGAAAAUCCCUUUGGGGAACCAGCUUUGAACGACCCAUUCUCGGAUCCCGCAGUUCGACAAGCCGCCAGCUCGACUCCUGCCAACAGGGGUAUCGAAGAUUACAAUCCCUUUGCGGACCAAGGAUCACAGGGGGCAACACAGGCAAGAGGAGCUUCGAACCCGCCCAUUUAUGGAGGUGUAGGAGCCACUCAACAACCUGCUACACUUCAGCCUACAAAUCAGGAGGUUCCACCACCUAAUUACACCCGAAGUGCGCAGCAGACAGUGACCCCUACACCUGCAGUUACCUCACCUCCAGCACCAGACCGUCGACAGGAAGAGGAAUGGAAAGCGAGGAGAGAUGAGGAAAUGAGAAAUACGCCAUACUAUGCAAGACGAAACAAUUGGCCACCAUUGCCUGAAAAGUGUUGUUUUCAACCAUGUGUCUAUCAGGAUAUCGAUGUUGAUAUUCCUGCUGACUUCCAAAAGAUUGUUAGACAACUUUACUACCUUUGGAUGUUUCAUGGAUGUGUGAUGGUGUUAAACGUGGUCGGUGGAUUUGCAUUGCUGCUACAUAGCCAAGGAUUUUCUACAUUUGGUCUUGCCAUCCUUUAUCUUCUGCUGUUUACUCCAUUUUCAUUCCUCUGCUGGUAUAGGCCGGCAUACAAGGCUUUCAGGAGUGACAGUUCUUUUAAUUUCAUGGUCUUUUUCUUCGUAUUCUUUUUCCAAUUCGUUGUGACGGUUAUUCAAGCUCUUGGGAUAUCUGGAUCAGGCACAUGCGGAAUAAUCAUAGCAAUUCAGUCAUUUGAUGGUACAGGAUCGGGAGUAUUUGUCGGUAUUCUUUUACUCAUUAUUGCUAUUGGCUACGCAGUGGCGGCAGUUGGUGACAUACUUUUGUUAUCCAAGAUCCACCGUAUCUAUCGCAGUACAGGGGCUAGUGUUGCAAAGGCACAACAAGAAUUUACCUCAACGUUCCUGCGAAAUGAACACGUGCAGAACGCUGCUGGAAACGUAGCUGCAAGUGCAGUUCGUUCACAGAUGGCUAACUCGAACCAACCACGAUAUUAAGCUAUUAGUCGGUUGUUCUAUUUAUCAG
This is a messenger RNA of Diprion similis, 1248 nucleotides long. It is a transcript of the gene Scamp, whose product is annotated as secretory carrier-associated membrane protein 5. Lineage: Eukaryota; Metazoa; Arthropoda; Insecta; Hymenoptera; Diprionidae. The coding region runs from base 159 to 1220 and encodes 353 amino acids. Gene Ontology annotation, biological process: protein transport. The record is from RefSeq and is a predicted model, not a curated record. Gene Ontology annotation, cellular component: recycling endosome membrane; trans-Golgi network membrane. The transcript is spliced from 8 exons.